AUGGAAGAAGAAUAUACUGAGUGGGAUCAAUUUAGUUCUGAAUCUUGUGAAACUUUAAAAUGGAUCCCUUGGUUUACUUCAUUAGAAGGUCAUGAAUUCUUACUCGAAAUUGAAGAAUCAUUUGUUAGAGAUCAAUUUAAUUUAAGUGGAUUAAAGAGUUUAAGGAAUUAUAAUGGAGCAAUGAGUAUGAUACUUGGUCCAGCACCAACAGAAGAAGUAUUUAUGGAUGGGAAGUUCCUUGAACUUUAUAUGAACGCUACGGAUUUAUAUGGAAUGUUACAUUCAAGAUAUAUUACUACACCAAUAGGACUUAGAUUAAUGAGAGAGAAAUAUCAACAAGGUGUAUUUGGACAAUGUCCUCGUGUUGAAUGUCAACGUCAGAAUGUACUUCCAGUUGGAUUUAGUGAUAAUCUCCAUAAUCAUAGGAUAAAAACUUAUUGUCCUAGAUGUCAAGAAGCUUAUGUUAUAAGGUCUGGUGAAGUUCAUGCUGAUAUUGAUGGCGCUUUCUUUGGAAGAUCUUUUCCACAUUUAUUCCUACUCACAUUUCCUAACUUAAUACCAGAUCAACCUCCAGUACCUUUUGUACCCAAAAUCUUUGGAUUCAAAGUUCAUAAUAUCAAUUCACUCAUUAAAAUCAAACUCGAAAAUGGAGAAUUUGGUAAGAUUCAAGAUCAAGAUUCUAAUUCUCAAGAUGAUAUGAAAGUUGAUUAA
Theileria annulata is the source of this 711-nucleotide messenger RNA. RefSeq names its product casein kinase II beta chain, putative. Gene Ontology annotation, molecular function: protein kinase regulator activity. Lineage: Eukaryota; Apicomplexa; Aconoidasida; Piroplasmida; Theileriidae. Bases 1 to 711 code for a protein of 236 amino acids. The record is from RefSeq and is a predicted model, not a curated record. The transcript is spliced from 4 exons. Gene Ontology annotation, cellular component: protein kinase CK2 complex; cytoplasm.